This is a messenger RNA of Annulohypoxylon truncatum, 1710 nucleotides long. RefSeq names its product MFS general substrate transporter. Gene Ontology annotation, biological process: transmembrane transport. Gene Ontology annotation, cellular component: brush border membrane. The transcript is spliced from 2 exons. The record is from RefSeq and is a predicted model, not a curated record. NCBI's taxonomy places the organism in Eukaryota, Fungi, Ascomycota, Sordariomycetes, Xylariales, Hypoxylaceae. Gene Ontology annotation, molecular function: transmembrane transporter activity. The coding region runs from base 196 to 1530 and encodes 444 amino acids.
CGAAACAAAUCGAAACAAUUCUACGAGAAGCGCCGUCGUCUCCGGUCGGUGGCUGUGCGAUCUCUACUAACUUCUCCUUAUUUCACCCUUCUGCAACCCUUCACUCUCCUUGUCUCAUUCUUGUACUGAUAGGCUGGCCUGUUGCGACGAUUUCAUACUUUAUAUUUCAUACUUCAUACUGCUGCAUUAUCCACAAUGUCCACCGUCGAACCAAGCACUCGAAAGAGGGUGCUCAAGGUCAUCUUCGUGUCAUUACUCCUGGAUUUGAUCUCGUUCACAUUUAUUCUUCCUCUCUUCCCCAAACUCCUCGAGUUCUACCGAAACAGCGAAGCCGGGCCCGAGUCGCAGUCGACGCUACUUGCGCGGAUCCUUGGCGGCCUUAACACCUACAAAUCUGCCUUCGCCAAACCGAUCGAUUCGAGAUAUGAUAUUGUUCUACUCGGAGGAGCGUUAGGAAGCUUGUUCUCUCUGCUGCAGGCCAUCGCGUCACCUGUCAUCGGACUUCUAUCCGACAAAUAUGGCAGGAGAGCGGCGCUUCUUGCCAGCAUGGCUGGAAAUAUCUUAUCAGUCCUUCUUUGGGUAAUGGCCGUCGAUUUCAGAACUUUCCUUGCAUCGCGCAUCGUCGGUGGGUUGUCAGAGGGUAACGUUCAGCUGGCGACAGCUAUCGCGACGGAUAUUUCAGAUGAGAACAGUCGCGGAUCAACCAUGGCUUUGAUAGGCGCCUGCUUCUCCAUCGCCUUUACCUUCGGCCCCGCUCUCGGCGCAUACUUGAGUUCUAUCGCGACAGUAGCCGCUAAUCCUUUUGCAACGGCCGCUGCUGUAUCUCUAACUCUGAUUGUGGUCGAAACGAUCUACUUGUACAUCGCACUUCCCGAGACGCUACCAAGCAGGACAGGGAAGGGAACAGCGAAAACAAACUCGAAGCCAGCCGCAGUGACGCGUACCAACUCCCACUUCCUGUUGAAUCUGGUGCACUUCAGCUUUUUGCUCUUUUUCUCGGGGAUGGAAUUUUCCCUGCCGUUCAUGACGUACGACCUGUUCCAGUAUAACUCGGCCCAAAACGGACGGCUGCUGGGCUAUGUGGGUCUAAUCGCCUCGAUCCUUCAGGGCGGAGUUACUCGUCGCUUACCUCCUCUCCUGACCGUGCGGAUCGGCGUAAGCGCAUGUUUACUUGCUUUCAUAAUGCUGGGGCGCAUCGGCUCAAUCGGCUCCCUAUACCUUGCUGCCACCUGUUUAGCGACCACAUCAGCCACAGUUGUCAGUGGUCUCAACACUCUUAGCAGCUUCGAGGCUAGCGAGGGUGAACGCGGCGGUAAGCUAGGUAUUCUUCGUAGCUGGGGCCAGCUAGGUCGAGGAUUAGGACCAAUUCUGUUUACCAGCAUAUACUGGUGGGCCGGGAGAGAGGUUGCGUAUGGUGUAGGUGCUGCGGGUAUCUUUGGUGUUACGUUAUUGGCGUUUGCUGGGCUGAAGUCACCGCCUGGGUCGGCAAAGACGGCGCAGAAAGCUACGUCGGAGAAGAAGGAACUGUAAGAACUGUACGAUAAGAUUGAUGUUCGAAUAGAUGAUAAUGUGGAAAUCUGGAUAAAGAAAGCUGCUAUUGAUUCUAUCACGAGUCGUGCACCUCAAUGCCCCUUAGUUCACCUACGUACGGUAUUCAACUUACAGCACCUCGAAAUGUUUGAUUGGGAUGAAAUAAUAAUUAGAAUUCCC